Messenger RNA from Eleginops maclovinus (Patagonian blennie), 2899 nucleotides. It is a transcript of the gene drc7, whose product is annotated as coiled-coil domain containing 135. The record is from RefSeq and is a predicted model, not a curated record. Gene Ontology annotation, biological process: flagellated sperm motility. Gene Ontology annotation, cellular component: motile cilium. The transcript has 17 exons. NCBI's taxonomy places the organism in Eukaryota, Metazoa, Chordata, Actinopteri, Perciformes, Eleginopidae. The coding region runs from base 207 to 2714 and encodes 835 amino acids.
AUCUGUCAUUGUAUAGUGUUCUUAAAGUAAGGAGCGCAAUUCCUGUUCAAUGUAGUUUAAAGGUUACAGAAUACCAACGGUUUCUGUGGUUCAAACACAGGGUGAAGUUCUCUGUAGGCGACAGCAUCAUAAACUGUUAGUGUGUUUACUGAUCAUACCUUUGUUUCUGACUGGCUGCUCUGUCUGUUUGUGUAAACUUGACAUUAAUGCUUCUACAAAAAAUGGAGACUGUAGUGGAGUCAGACAGUGAGGAGCAGGACAGAAGUGGAGAGUCGGAAGAGGAGGAGGAGGAUGACCGAGAGCCGAUGAAGAUGGAGAGAAGUGUUUCAGCUUCUCAGGAGCUUGUCCUGAAGUUGGACGAGCUGUGUCCGGAGUCCUACAGGGUUAACUCCCCCGACCAGAUCCGACUGUUGGCCAUCUCCGACAACUUCCAGCGUCAGUAUUCACUCCUGUAUCCCGACCGCAAACCACUGCUGCUCUGCCCGGUCAACGAAUGUGGAGUCAGGAAGUUUGUGUCCUUGACUCUCCGGCCCACACCGGCAUUCUUCCCCGAACUUUUCAACUGGGAGGGAUGCGCCUCCUUCGUGGCUGACUUCCUGUCUCUGGACCCUCUGGAACCACCUGUGGAUCUGCCCAGGUAUUUGUUCUCCUCCAGCUCAGUGCUGCUGAAUCAGAGUGCCACAUGUUUUGAAUCGGCCACCCUGCUGUGCAGCCUGCUGCUCGGCACCCACUACGAUGCUUACUGUGUCAGCGGCUACGCUGUCAGAGAGAUGUGUCUGAUGGACUACAGCCUGCAGGAGUGCCCCCUGCUGGACACUCCGGUCAAGAGUAAUAUCUCAGAGGAGGAGCCGCAGGAGAAUAAAUACACAGUGAAACAUCUGAGGGAGAUGAAGAGUCACUUCCUGACACAGCUAGAGAAGAAGAAACAGGAGGCAGAGGCCGCUUUGCUUCAAAAACAAAAACCACAGGAGAAUGAGCAGCUGCCUGCUGACCCCCUGCGAGGUCUGCGCGUGCACUGCUGGGUGUUGGUGCUGUCGGGGAGUCGCAGCGUCCGGGAGAACUUCUUCAUCGACCCCCUGUCCGGGAACAGCUACCCCACAGACGAUGGUAACUUCCUGGGCAUCGAGAGUGUGUGGAACAAUUUCAACUACUACGCCAACAUGCAAGACUGCAGAGCCGGCUGCACUGAUAUGGUGUAUGACCUGGAAGAUUUAAAACUAUGGGAGCCGCUCCUGUACGGUGCCACCAGCAAAAAGCAGCUGAUAAUUGAAGUUUCGAAGAAAAAGGAGAGUAGGAUGAUCAGCAAAUUCACCAAUAAUGAGGAGGAGGACGAGCAGCCCCGAGUUUUUGAGAUGCCACGCCACUGGGUCAGUUACAUCAAGAUCUCACAAAAAGACCUGGAGAGCCGUUGGCCGGGGAGACAGAAGGUGACCCGCUACAGAAAAGCAAAGCUGGAAAAGUUUGCAGCGUACCUGAGGGAAGACGGCCUGGUCACACGGCUGACCAGAUACAAAGACCUGGACUGCACUGAAGUCGUCACUGUGAAAGAGUGGUUUCAUCACAGAAACGACUUCCUGGAGGAGAGGGACAUCAACAAAGAGGCAAACUUCACCAGAGAGCGCUUCAAACGUGGAAGACUUUCCUCCCUCAUGUGUCACAGGUACACAACCAAGAGCACCGACACGGAGCGUGUGAUGGAGUUCAGAAGGGAGCAUCUGGAAAAUAUGGUGCGGAGGGUGGAGUCAUUGGAUGAAAUGAUAGAGUUCUUCGAGGGCCGCAAAGACUUCCUCCACUGCCGGCAUGUUUUUUUCAUACCACUGGAUCAGUUUUCACAAACAGAUUUGGAUUGCCAACUGAGAGUCCGACCAAUAGAGAAAGUGGUGGAGCGUUUCCGCAGGGACAGAUCGAAGCCGGCCAGCAAAGACGUGGCUGAGCGAGCGUUCCUAUUGAAUGAAAGACGUAUGGAGUUGACCUAUCACCUGGAGGAUAACAGAUUCAUCCCUUCAAAGAGAAGCUUCGUCAAACCGCUGGAGGCGACUGACAAAAAGAAGGCAGAGGACUUCAGAGUGGACAUGGUCUCCAGCUUCCAGGUGGAUCCAUCUGAGAAGCCUCUGAAGACUUUGACUCUGUACAAGAUGCUGAUGUCUCUUAUGGAGGAUGAGAAGGAGGUAGUUCUGCAAGUCAAGAAAUCCAAGGAAGAGGUGCAAAAAAUCCUAGACUGCAGAGAGCAGGAGGAGGCAAAAGACCAGAUUCACUUCUGCCCCUGGACGACAGACGGAGUGACCCAGGCCCGCAGCCAGAGAGAGGAAAUGGAGCGUCUGGAAGAGGAGGAGCAGCUGUGGCUGCAGGAGAGGGAGAAGGACAUCCUGGCUCCUCUCCUCCUCCGGCUGAACGACACAGAGACGCUGAGUACAGCAGACGCAAAGCAGAUCCACCAAGAGUGUUUGUCCGAGUUCAAACAGAGACUGGUGGAGCAAGCCAACCUCAUUCAGGAACGCUAUGAGAAGGAGACCAAGGAGCUGCAGAGGAAGCAGCAGUCGUUCCAGAAGAAGCAGGAGGAGGGUUACCAGACCUACUGCUCCGAGAAAGUACUACGAAUAGACGUCGCCAAGAAACGCCUGAUCAUGCACAAGGAAGCAGCUCUUCACAAGUACAAAGCUCUGGAUCAGAGGCUGAAGCGAGACCCUCGACUGGCCCCUCACCUGCUUAAUUGAGCCAGGCGUCUUUGAAUAUCAGCACACUUUCCAAAUUGAAAAUAGUUUAGAAAUCCUCCUUCCCACAUGCCUGUUUUCAAUUUAUUUUCCCUGUGUUGUUAACCUUUACAAACUGCUUCAAAUGUUGUGUUGUGAAAAUGAACCUGCAUGAAAUGCUAUCUUUAUUAUCUUAGCUUAAAGUCUGC